CACUUCUCGUGUCAUUUUUUUGGCCUCCAACCUGCAUUGGAGCAGAAGCAGCAGACACAAAAUUAAAGUAACACAGCAAAGUAUUCGUAGUAGCGCCAUGAUGGAAAGAAAGCCCACUUCUCUCGCCGCCGUGUUGCUAUUCCUGUUGAUUUGUUCUCAUGGACAAGCCGACGCUGCGAAAUGUGAAGGACUCUACGCUGCCAGUUAUGAUGCGACGGCAAUGCCCUUGACAUGUGGACCCUUUGCUGGAGAUCCAACGCUGCACGCGAUUGUGUAUGGCUGCAAGAAUCUCAACCAGGGCGACACGCCCGAAACAGGAUCCACGGUACAGACAUUCACCCAGAUUUGUACUGCCGAGAUUGCCAGUGACACCAACUACACGUGCUAUGAGUUGGCGGCCGACACCGAUUAUACCGCAUUUGAAGCUGCCGUCGCUGCCAAUGACGUGUCAUCAUGCUCUGGCGAAGACGAACCGGAAGCACCCAUUUAUAGGUACCUUCAGACCACUGCCGAGUACACCUUUUCCGGCGAAGCAGGCGGUCAAAGCACAGCAGGACCCGCCGAUGCCACAUUCCGCACGGACUUUGCUGCCGAAGCCUACUACGUCGUCACGGUCAAAGAAGGCGAAGCUCUGCAAUAUAACGAUCCCACGGAUGCAGCUCCAAUGGGAGAUCACAGUGAUAAUGGUGGCAAUACUACUGACUCUGGAUCCGAUGGCGGAGAUGGUGAGGGAAGUAGCGGCAGCGGUGGAGAUAGUGAUGGAAGUAGCGGUGGCGAUGGUGAGGGAAGUAGCGGUGGCGGCGAGAGCGAUGUUAAGGAAAGCUCCGCGGGGGUGCAACUUGGAGGUAUGACAACAAUUUUCUAUUUGACAUUGCUUGGUUGGGUGAUCACCAGCAAGAACAACUAGCUGUAUUUGCUGGAACUCGGAAACGUGUCCUGUGACGGUGCCGAAACUUUGAUACCAGCGAGUCCAGUCAAAACCAUUUUAAGCAGUAACGACGCUGGCUGUCUACAUGUAGAUGAAUCCACCAACCUGUUUUGAAUCUUUCCGAAAUAGUUCUCGAGCGACAAAUCGCAAGAAUUCUUCGUGUUGUUGCAACGAGGCCCCAUCGUACCGGUAGAACCGUAGCU
Molecule: messenger RNA, 1131 nt
Organism: Seminavis robusta
Lineage: Eukaryota; Bacillariophyta; Bacillariophyceae; Naviculales; Naviculaceae
Source: the annotation of a GenBank genome assembly